CCAGCCUUGAACCACAAGGGAGUGCAACCAAAAGUUUUUACUUUGCUCAGAGGCCACAAGUGUGGUGAAAUUCUUCACAGGAGGAGGUGAAACAAGAGAACAUUUUGUUCUUCAGCUUUGUUUUAAAUUAUUCUUUGAAAGAAACCUCCACCGUUGCACUGCUGUAUUUUCAUUGGACAAGGUGGGACAUACAGUGGAAGAGGUAAAAAAAACAGGCGGCAACAUUUUCAAGCUUGUCUUGCGCCUUACUGAGGCACAGCGCUGAGUGAAUCUAGAAGAGGACAACAAAUCAAGGCAUUUUGGAUGUACAAAACCUUUAUCUUCUGGAAAACCCUCUUAAGGAUUUGAUACAUUUCCAGUGGGAAAGGUUGCCUCUCUUGUGCUAUGCCGGAAAACUCCCAUUCACUCUGUAUCUGAGAGGAAUAUUAGGAGAGACAUCCAGAAAAAAAGGCCAUGGAAUUGGACCGCAGGGACAGAGAGCCCUGCUUGUCCCCAGCAGCAUUUGUUAAUCAGGUGCAAUACUCUAACAUCCUGGAAGGAAGGUUUAAACAGCUGCAAGAUGAGCGUGAAGCGGUGCAGAAGAAGACCUUUACCAAAUGGGUAAACUCUCACUUAGGCCGAGUGACUUGUCGCAUUGGCGACUUGUACACCGACCUGCGCGAUGGUCGCAUGCUAAUCCGCCUUCUGGAAGUGCUCUCAGGAGAACAGCUGCCAAAGCCCACUAAAGGCCGCAUGCGUAUCCACUGCCUGGAAAAUGUUGAUAAAGCCCUGCAGUUUCUCAAGGAGCAAAAAGUCCAUCUAGAAAACAUGGGUUCACAUGACAUUGUAGAUGGGAAUCACCGUCUCACCCUGGGUCUCAUCUGGACCAUCAUCCUUCGCUUCCAGAUCCAGGACAUUAGUGUUGCGACAGAGGACAACAAGGAGAAAAAAUCAGCUAAAGAUGCCCUGCUGCUUUGGUGCCAAAUGAAAACUGCUGGAUACCCGAAUGUCAACAUCCACAACUUCACCACGAGCUGGAGAGAUGGCCUGGCGUUCAGUGCCAUCGUGCACAAACACAGACCCGAUGUGAUUGAGGUUGACAACCUGAAGAGGUCCAAUGCUCAUUACAAUCUCCAGAAUGCUUUCAAUGUGGCUGAGAAGGAGCUUGGGCUCACCAAGCUGCUGGACCCAGAAGAUGUUAAUGUUGAUCAGCCUGAUGAAAAGUCAAUCAUUACCUAUGUGGCGACCUAUUACCAUUACUUCUCCAAGAUGAAGGCCCUGGCAGUGGAGGGCAAACGAAUUGGCAAGGUACUGGACUAUGCUAUCGAGGCUGACCAACUGAUAGAGAAGUAUGAGACCCUUGCCUCGGAGCUGCUGCAGUGGAUUGAGCAGACCAUAGGGACGCUCAAUGAUCGGCAGCUUGCUAACUCACUGAGUGCUGUGCAAAACCAGCUGCAGGCUUUUAACUCCUACCGGACUGUGGAGAAACCCCCCAAAUUUACAGAGAAAGGAAACUUGGAAGUUCUCCUUUUUACUAUCCAGAGCAAGAUGAGAGCAAACAAUCAGAAAGUCUACAUGCCAAGAGAAGGCAAACUCAUCUCUGACAUCAAUAAGGCAUGGGAGCGACUGGAAAAGGCAGAGCAUGAACGAGAGCUGGCACUGAGAAACGAGUUGAUUCGCCAGGAGAAGCUGGAGAUGCUUGCUGCACGUUUUGACCGCAAAGCAGCUAUGCGGGAAACGUGGCUGAGUGAGAACCAGAGGCUGGUGUCUCAGGACAACUUUGGAACUGACUUGGGAGCUGUGGAAGCUGCCACCCGUAAACAUGAAGCAAUUGAGACAGACAUUGGGGCGUAUUGGGAGCGUGUGGCUGCUGUGGAGGCUGUUGCCAAAGAGCUGGAAGCAGAGAAGUACCACGAUGUGCGCCGUGUUAUUGCACGGAGGGAUAAUGUGCUUCGACUCUGGGAAUACCUGAAAGAGCUCCUGGCUGCACGCAGAGAGCGGCUGAACGCCCAUCGUGACCUACAGAGACUGUUUGAGGAGAUGCGCUACAUCAUGGACUGGAUGGCAGACAUGAAGAGUCGUCUGCAGUCUCAGGACAGUGGCAAACAUUUGCACGAUGUGUUAGACCUACUGCAGAAACACAAUCUGGUAGAGGCUGACAUUUCAGCUCAGGCAGAGAGGAUCAAGGCAGUUCAGGGAGCGGCACAGCGCUUCACUUCCUAUGAACAAGUCUACAAACCGUGUGAGCCGGGACUAGUUAGUGAGAAAGUUGACCUCCUCGGUCAAGCCUAUGAGGAGCUCGGUCAGCUUGCUGGGACACGCAGAGUGCGCCUAGAGGAUUCACGCCGCCUGUGGCAGUUUCUGUGGGAUGUGGGAGAAGAAGCAGCCUGGAUCAGAGAGCAGGAGCAGAUCCUGGCCAGUGGAGACUGUGGCCGUGACCUCACUUCUGCCCUUCACCUGCUCAGCAAACAUGAGGCCUUCAGCGAUGAGAUGGCAGCCCGUUAUGGCCCUCUGAGUAACAGCAUCGCUGCCGGAGAAGCUUUGGUUCAGGAGGGACACUUUGGAGCCCCAGAGGUCACCGAGAGGAUUCAAGACAUCCGUGCACAGUGGUCACAUCUGGAGGAGACAACUAAGCUCAGAGAGCAGAACCUUAAGGAAGCUGUGGCCCUGCAGCAGUUUCAAACUGAUGCCAAUGACAUGGAGGCAUGGAUCAUGGAGACGCUUAGACAGGUGUCCAGUCAGGAGGUGGGCCAUGAUGAGUUCUCCACUCAAACUCUCGCUCGCAAGCAGAGGGAGGUAGAGGAGGAGAUCCAAAGUCACCGCCCCGGCAUCGACUCCCUGCAUGAGCAAGUCGAAGCACUGCCAGAGGAUUAUAUACAUUUCCCUCAGGUGGAUGGUCGACUACCUGCUAUUGAGAAGAGUUUUGAAGAACUGGAGUCUCUGUCAGCGGCUCGGCGCCAGGCUCUGGAAGGUGCCCUGGCCCUCUACCGCAUGUUCAGUGAAGCUGGUGCCUGCCAGCUCUGGGUGGAGGAAAAGGAGCAGUGGUUACAUGGCAUGGCGAUCCCUACCAGACUGGAGGACUUGGAGGUUGUGCAACAGAGAUUUGAGACACUGGAACCUGAGAUGAACAACCUAGGCACUCGUGUAACCGAUGUGAACCAGGUGGCCGAGCAGCUGCUGAGCUCCGACAGCUGUAACAAAGACCAAAUCCAUCAGACACGAGACCAACUGCACAACAGAUGGAAGGAGUUCGAACAACUGGCUGGCCAAAAGAAAGUAGCCCUCGAGUCGGCCCUUAACAUCCAGAACUACCACUUGGAGUGCAAUGAGAUCCAAACUUGGAUGAAGGAAAAAACCAAAGUGAUUGAAUCCACCCAGAGCCUGGGCAAUGAUCUGGCUGGAGUGAUGGCGCUGCAGCGCAAACUCACUGGCAUGGAGAGGGACCUGGAGGCCAUUCAGGGCAAACUGGAUGACCUGAGGAACGAGGCUGAAAAGUUGGCCUUGGAACAUCCAGAUCAGGCAGGGGAGAUUCAAGGACACCUGGCAGAGAUUCAAGAGGUGUGGGAGGAGUUGAAUGCCACCAUGAAACGGCGCGAGGAGUCAUUGGGCGAAGCCAGCAAGCUGCAGGGCUUCCUCAGGGAUCUGGAUGACUUUCAGUCCUGGCUGUCCCGCACCCAGACAGCCGUGGCCUCAGAGGACAUUCCAACCUCUCUGCCCGAGGCUGAGAGUUUGCUAACCCAGCAUGAGAGUAUUAAGAAUGAGGUUGAUAACUACAAGGAGGACUACGAGAAGAUGCGAGCGGUCGGUGAGGAGGUGACCCAAGGUCAGACAGAUGCCCAGCACAUGUUCUUGGCCCAGAGACUCCAGGCACUGGACACUGGCUGGCAUGAGUUGCGUCGCAUGUGGGAGAACCGCCACAAUCUCUUGGCCCAGGCCUUUGACUUCCAGACCUUCUUGAGAGACGCAAAGCAGGCAGAGGCUUUCCUCAACAGCCAGGAGUAUGUGCUGUCCCACACAGAAAUGCCCACCAGUCUUCAAGGAGCUGAAGGGGCCAUUAAGAAGCAUGAGGAUUUCCUCACCACCACAGAGGCCAGUGAGGAGAAGAUAACUGGUGUGGUGGAGGCUGGACGGCGCCUCAUUAAUGACAGCAAUGCAAACGCUGAUAAGAUCCAGGAAAAAGUCGAUUCCAUCCAGGAAAGGCAUUUUAAGAAUAAGGAGGCUGCAAAUGAAUUGCUGGCUAAGCUUAAGGACAACCGUGAACUGCAGCACUUCCUCCAAGACGGACAGGAGCUCACGUUGUGGAUAAAUGAGAAGAUGCUGACGGCACAGGACAUGUCUUAUGAUGAGGCCAGAAAUCUUCACAGCAAGUGGCAGAAGCAUCAGGCCUUCAUGGCAGAGCUGGCCUCCAACAAAGACUGGCUGGACAAAAUUGAUAAGGAGGGUCAGGCACUGGUGGCCGAGAAGCCGGAGCUGAAACCUGUUGUUCAGCAGACUCUGGAGGACCUACAGCGUCAGUGGGAGGAUCUGGAGGGCACCACCCGCACAAAAGCCCAAUGCUUGUUCGAUGCUAACCGGGCAGAGCUCUUUACACAGAGCUGCUCUGCUCUGGAUGUCUGGCUGAAAAAUCUUGAGGGACAGCUGCAUAACGACGACUAUGGCAAAGAUUUGACUAGUGUCAACAUCCUGCUCAAGAAGCACCAGAUGCUGGAGCACCAGAUGGAGGUCAGAGAGAAGGAGGUGCAGUCCCUUCAGUCUCAGGCUCUGGCCCUGUCCCAGGAAGACGCUGGAAUCACUGAAGUAGAUGGUCAGCAAAGGCGUGUCACCGACAACUUCUCCAACCUUCAGGAUCCUCUCGAACUGAGGAGACAGCGACUACUCGCCUCCAAAGAAGCACAUCAAUUCAACAGAGAUCUGGAGGAUGAAAUUCUUUGGGUGAAAGAGAGGAUGCCACUGGCGGACUCCACAGACCAUGGAAAAGACCUGCCCACCGUACAGCUGCUAAUCAAGAAGAACCAGACAUUGCAGAAGGAGAUCCAGGGCCACCAGCCUCGCAUCGAUGACAUCCAUAGACGAGGCCAGACUCAGAGCCAGGUAGAUGGUGAGAGACAGUCUGUCCUAGAGGAGCGCCUUGUCGAGCUGCGGGACCUCUGGGACCAGCUGAUAGCCGAGACAGACAAGCGCCAUGCCCGUCUUAUAGAGGCCAAUCGCGCCCAGCAGUUCUAUGCUGAUGCAGCGGAGGCGGAAGCCUGGAUGGGAGAACAAGAGCUACACAUGAUGUCAGAGGAAAAAGCUAAGGAUGAGCAAAGCGCACUAGUGAUGGUCAAGAAGCACCAGACCCUGGAACAGGCACUUGAAGACUACGCCCAAACCAUUCACCAACUAGCCAACAGCAGCCGCAUCAUGGUCACCGGUGAACACCCAGAGAGCGAGAGAAUCACCUUACGGCAAGCCCAAGUUGACAAACUGUAUGCAGGGUUGAAAGACCUCGCUGAGGAGCGUCGUGGGCGACUUCAGGAGAGACAGCGGCUGACCCAGCUGAAGCGGGAGGUGGAUGACCUGGAACAGUGGAUUGCUGAGAGGGAGGUGGUUGCUGGCUCCCAUGAACUAGGACAGGACUACGAACAUGUCACAAUGCUGAGAGACAAGUUCCGGGAGUUUGCUCGUGACACCAGCACCAUCGGCCAAGAACGUGUCGAUGGUGUAAAUGGGCUGGCCGAUGACCUGAUUGAGUCGGGUCACCCUGAGAACGCUAGUGUGGCUGAGUGGAAAGAUGGGUUAAACGAGGCUUGGGCCGAUCUGCUGGAGCUGAUCGACACACGCACACAAAUGCUGGCAGCCUCCUAUGAGUUGCACCGCUUCCAUCAGGAUGCCAUGGAGGUGCUCGGACGUGUUAAGGAGAAGAGGGAAGGGCUGCCCUCUGACCUUGGCCGUGAUCUGAACACUGUUCAGCAUCUACACAGACAGCACAACACUUUUGAAAAUGACAUCCAGGCCCUCAGUGGACAGGUUAACCAGGUGCAAGAUGAUGCAGCACGGCUGCAGAAGGCGUAUGCCGGGGAGAAGGCAGAUGACAUUAACAGGAGUGAACAUGCUGUGACUUCUGCCUGGGAGGGCCUGCUUGAGGCAGGUCAGGCCCGCAGGCUCCUCCUGCUGGACACUGUGGAGAAGUUCCGCUUCUUCAACAUGGUGCGAGACCUAAUGCUCUGGAUGGACGGUGUCAAUCUGCAGAUAGACGCACACGACAGCCCCAGGGAUGUGUCUUCUGCAGGGCUGGUCAUUGGCAAUCAUCAGGACAUCAAGUCAGAGAUUGAGACCAGGGCAGACAGCUUUACUGCCUGUAUUGAGAUGGGAAAGUCUCUCAUCAACAAUAAUCAUUAUGCAGCUGAUGAGAUCCGGGAGAAACUGGCUCAACUCCAGGAAAAGAGAGAGAAGAUCAACCAAAAGUGGCAAGACAAGAUGGACCAUCUACAAAUUGUGCUGGAGGUGUUGCAGUUCGGACGCGAUGCCUGUGUGGCAGAGUCUUGGUUGGCAGGGCAAGAACCUCUGGUGCGAACAGCCGAGCUGGGCUCAAAUGUGGAUGAGGUAGAGAGCCUGAUUAAGCGUCAUGAGGCCUUUGAGAAACUCGCUACAGCCUGGGAAGAUCGCUUUGUGCUGCUGGAGAAACUUACUACGCUUGAGGAGCAUGAGAUGCAGAAGAGGCGAGAGGAAGAAGAGAGAGCAAGGCGACCCCCUACACCACCCCCAGCAGAAGUGGCACAAUCUGAAGUAGAAAGUCAAGUACAUGAUUCUGCCGCCAGAACCAGUCUGGACCAGACCACACUCAAUCAGUCUGUGUCAGUAAAUGGAGUUCACAGUGACAAUGACACAUCGCAGGGCUCUGAGUCUGAGUCUGUGAACGGACCAGGUAGGGACAGCGGGCUGGCCUCCUCUCGCCUUGAGCCUUCGGCCACGUUACCGAGCAGGGGUGGAGCAGAGUCUGAUCCGGAUACCAUGGAGGGGAUGCUCUGUCGAAAGCAGGAGAUGGAGUCCCUCAGCAAAAAGGCAGCUAGCAGGUCCUGGCAGAACGUGUACUGUGUCCUCAGAAAAGGAAGUCUUGGUUUCUAUAAAGACGGCAAGAGCGCUAGCAAUGGCAUUCCAUACCACGGAGAGGUACCCAUCAGCCUCGGAGAGGCUGUGUGUGAGGUAGCAAACGACUAUAAGAAGAGGAAAUUUGUAUUCAAGCUCAGGCUAGGGGAUGGAAAAGAGUACCUGUUUCAGGCAAAGGACGAGGCUGAGAUGAGCUCCUGGAUCCGUUCCAUCCUCAGCUCCAUUCCAACAGGAUCAGCGGACUCGCCCGUAGGUCCUCGUGCCCUCAGCCGUGCCAUGACGAUGCCUCCCAUCUCCCCCGGCUCAGGUGAACCCGGAGGAGGUGUUACCAUGCGCAACAAAGACGGAAAAGACAAGGAUCGUGAGAAGAGGUUCAGCUUCUUUGGCAAGAAAAAAUAGAGUUAUCGCUGGAAACUACAUUUGUCAGAAUUUCAACAAACUGAAGCGAAGUACAGACAGGUCAAACAAACACACUGCUCUCAGUGCAGACCCUAAGGAAUUUGUCGACGGCUACUAUUUGUAGCUUACAGAGAACUUUGUUUCUUUUCUUUCUCUUUAAUGCUCUCCCUCGCCAGUUUUUAUCUGUCAUUUACUUUUUGGUUCACCAAAAUCAUAUUUCACAUUUAGCUGCACCCGACAAUGAAAGCCCUCAUCCAAAUUCAGGUAAUUUCAGCCAACCAGCUUAUUGGUCAAAGUCAGUAACAGCUGUGGUUGGCAUAAACAGGGAUUCAGGACCAGUUCAGUUUCAAUCCACCAAAACGGCCCUCCUUCAAAAUGAAUAUUUUCUCUUCAGUGAGUCUUAACUGGGUCGUGGUGGAAGCUAUUCAUCAAUGGCCGAUGUUCUGCAAGGAACACAAAGGCCUACGUAAGUAAGAGUCUUGACUAGCUGAGCCGUUUUUAUGCCGUGUCACUAAUAAAACAAUGGAUGGUGGCUUUCCACUGGGUUGCACUCUGGUUUUAUUUCCCUGCUUUAAAAGCGCUCUCUCUUUGGGAGGAUCACAUCAGUCUCUUUUUCUGUUCUUGGUAUUGAUGUUAUUAACCUGACCGAUUAUUAUUAUUAUUGCUAUUAUUAUUAUUUAUCUUUUGCUAUUGCUGGUUUGAGAAAACAAGCUAAUUAAUUUGCCAGUAGAUAAUCUUGAUUCAUGUUGUGGAGAGAAACAAAAUUUGGUUAAAUUAGUGGAGAAUGUUGGGCUUGCCCUUGUAUGUACUAUUUUUUGUUUUGUUUUUUAGGAAUGACAGUUGAUGAGGUGUUUUGAGAAAAAAUAAAGCUCAUUAAAUUUUAGAAGUGUGCAGUAAGUGAUCACAAGUUUCAUUGGGAAAAUAAUAUAUAUAUAUAUAUUUAAUAAGUGGUUUUAUUUUUUAUUUUGUCUCUAAUUUUGCCUGUAUUUGCAAAUUUAUUUUGAGUGGUCUAUUAUGCUUGAUUUUCAUUUUUAUUUUUUCUGUACAAAGCAGAGAUGAUUAGUUUUCUAGUGUGUGUGUGUGUGUGUGUGCGUGCGUGUGUGCGUGUGUGUGAGUUGUGGUGCUGUGGACUUUGCACGUUUAUGUAAUUCCUGAUCAAACGUGGCCAGAUGAAUGCUGCUUUUUCGGUACGCAAGCGCAGACAAAAACCAGACUCAAACACAAAUAAUAAUAUUACAGGAAUGAUUUCAUAAAAUUAGCUUUUCUUUGCUUCUGGUUUUUAUUAUAUGUGAGCUUACAUUACCAAUGAAAUUCCACAAGACGGUUUAAUUAUUUUUGUUUUAGUCUUCUAAUACCUAUAUCUGUUCUCUCUGGUGUGACGGCAUGGGGGGCUGUUUUAUUGAUAAUAAGCUGAAGCACAUUCUCUGUGGCAGACCGCAGGGAUGCAAGCAGGUCAGAGGGACAGCUGGACAGGUCUCAUUAAGUGAAUUGAGGGCAGCAGGAAGUGAUAUUGGCUUAGCAGUGAAGAAUGCGGUUGAUGUGCUACAGGACACACAGGUGUAUUGAGCCUUACUUGAACCCACUACUGAUACACUGAACCCCUUUUUACAAACCCACCCUCCAUUCGAAUAGUCUUAAAGGAAGCUUUCGUAGUACGAAGAUUAAAAAGGAAUGUUAAAAAAAUGUGCCCUGUGGCAAUGAUCUAAUGUAUGUCAGUGGAAUGGGUAUGCAGGUACAACAUGAAUUACAGUAACCAUCUAAAGCUCAGAGAGGGAAGAGUCCUAAAUUGUCUCCUGGACGAGCUUUGUGCUCUUGCAUAUGUGGCAUGACUUCUUGUAGGUUUUUACUUGUAUGUGUGUCACCAUUGCCAUCUAUCCUCUUCAGUGUUGAUGUGCUCUGAAAACAGGAGAUCACUUCAUAUUCAGGGUUGGAGAGCAACUAAUUCUGUGUAAUUGGCAUUUACAGUAAUCUGAAACAAGAUCACGGCAAUCCAAUAUAGUUAAUGUAAAAAUGUGAUAGGUGUUUAUUAGGUUCCUCAAAUGUGGUACAUGUUUGAAACGAUAAAGGCAUUUACAGUAUUUUGUGAAACUGUAGGCAGUAGUGACAUUUUAUUUAAAUUGGUUGUUAACUGUUAGAAUAGUUUUAAUUUGCCUUUUUAACUGCCAAAAUGCCACAGGAAGUUACAGAACAGCAAUUCUGAGUUUUAUGAAUUAUUUCAAGUAGGUUGCAAGUAAUCAAUUAUUUUGUCAUUUAUUUCACCUUGAAAGUAACUCUUUAAAGCUGGUAAUUGCCUGGCUGUGUGUACCACGCCUUGGAGGAAUGUCACACCAAACUGUUGUGACAACACAAACGGCUGGAAAUAAACUGGCUGCAGUUUAAACAGGUUGGCCUUAUUUUAUCUAUUCUACCCAAAUGAAUGUGGAACCAGUGAUCUAUUGCUCAAAUACCCUGGAAGCCAGAGAUAAGAAAUAUCUGAACAUCCACUUUGAGGUUAUUGAACAGUUGACAGCACCUGGUCCAAGCUUUCUCAAACUGACUGCCUUGUCUCCGUCAGUGGGGUUUUGUAUCUCUGGUGUGUGACCCAGCUCCCAGUUUAUGUAGCUUUAAACAAAGCUACGAUCUGGGAACCAAGUCAAUCAGGUCAUUGCAUACAUAAGUGAGCCAAUGCAGUUAGCGUACAUUGUGCACAAUUUUUCGAAUGGAGGAGUCAUUCUUCCCCAGUGGACGAGCUGUUUAUAGUGAUCAUUGCUACCCUUUUCUCUGCUCUGGACAUCAUACGCAGCAAUCCGUUGAUGUUGGGGUCCUCAUGUUUAAAGGUCACACAGUGUAUUUUCUUAUCGGCUCAUUUGAAUGUGAAUGAUUCAAAUUAGUUUGGCCAAAUUGGUCAUGAGAAGCAAAAAUAUUUCACAUUACUUGACAUACUGUACACAAACUUUCUCAUUCACACGCACUCACACGUUAAUGCUGUACUGUAUAAUUAAUGCAGGAUGACCCUGGCAAUCCAGUUUUGUGGAUAUGUCCCUCAGCUGGCUGUGAUUUGAUGUUGAAUAUGGCAUCAUUUAAAAAAAUAAAAAAAUAGCAUUGUGCUACUGGUGAGCUUUGACCAGAACGUGGGAAGAAAUGUAUUAUUGAUGUCAAAGAGGGGAGUUUUUGGUAAGGAGAGUACUUGUUACAAUGGAGUACUUAAUCAAGAAAAAACAACAACUUUUACUUGUUAAGUAUUAUAUAUGGGUGGAAACAGACUGGUGACAAUUUGAGCUUCCUUUUUUAGAAGAAGGCAGGAUACUUGCUGUCUAGUGGGAGCUUGUAUUUCUUCAUCCAGUGGUCUGUGUUGCAGCAUUUGAUAAGCCUGUCCUCCUACCUUUAUUUCUCAUUACUUUUGACGAAUGUCUGUUCCUUCCUCUGCAAUUCAGAGUUGUUAAUACCACUACUAUUAUUAAUUGCUAUUGUAAUCAUUAUUGCUACUGUUGUUACUAUUACUACUACUGUUACUAAUGCAACUUAUUGCAAAAAUUAUAACUGCUGUCCAUUUUCAGGUACGUGUCUGUAAUACCAGACCCUUCCACACGAUGUCAGUGUGCUGUGCAGCAUUUUCAUUACGAAUCGAAAAAUAAUGUUUGUUGACUUGUGUAUCUACAUCUAAUAUUAGGAAUAAUAAAACAUGGUU
Messenger RNA from Anoplopoma fimbria (sablefish), 11131 nucleotides. It is a transcript of the gene sptbn2, whose product is annotated as spectrin beta chain, non-erythrocytic 1. Gene Ontology annotation, molecular function: phospholipid binding; structural constituent of cytoskeleton; actin filament binding. Gene Ontology annotation, biological process: actin cytoskeleton organization. The record is from RefSeq and is a predicted model, not a curated record. Lineage: Eukaryota; Metazoa; Chordata; Actinopteri; Perciformes; Anoplopomatidae. Gene Ontology annotation, cellular component: cell junction; cortical actin cytoskeleton; cell projection. Bases 454 to 7464 code for a protein of 2336 amino acids. The transcript is spliced from 38 exons.